CCACAUUUCGCAGGAAUUGGAACUUUCCCGAGGUCAAGGCAGCGCAGCGGCUCUUCUAGCAUAUACAUGCAUGUGUGGUUACUUCCUGGUUGUCCAAUAUUAUACCCCCCCUUGUCCAUUCCCAAAAUUUGGAACCUUGCCUCGAGCCAAAUAGCAGUAUCCAUAUAUAAUCGAAGCUCCUCGAUCGUCGACAUUAACUGUCGCCAUUUGUUCGGCAUCAUUUGCUGGUAGAAAUGCCCUGGCAAAAGACAUUCACCCUCGGUCGCAGACAGAAAGGAUGCCAUCUCAUCACGGACGAGGUUGUGAGUCAGAUAGAAGAGGGCUUGAAACAGACACCUGUCGGAGUACUGCACCUCUUCAUAAAGCAUACGUCUGCAGGCUUGACUCUCAACGAGAACUGGGAUUCUGACGUUCGCAUUGAUAUGGACAUGGCUCUCGACAACAUUGUCCCGGAAACACUCAAUUGGAGACACGUAGAUGAAGGACCAGAUGACUCGGUGUCCCACACUAAGGCAUCAGUCAUUGGAGUGUCGGUAUCGAUACCCAUAACCAAUCAUACGCUUAACCUCGGUACUUGGCAAGGAAUCUAUCUGACUGAGUUUCGUUAUGUUGCUCAUACGCGGACCGUCGUUGCUACAAUAAUUCCCUAAUCCAGUUCGAAGAGUAGAAUAUCAAUUAUUAGUUCUAAUUACCCUUUAUCUACGCAUGCACGAACUGUUUUGUAGCUUCUGGUAUUUGUGAUUGCCAGUGUUUGCACGUCGUUGAGCUCAGAAC
Cantharellus anzutake is the source of this 774-nucleotide messenger RNA. RefSeq lists its product as uncharacterized. The record is from RefSeq and is a predicted model, not a curated record. NCBI's taxonomy places the organism in Eukaryota, Fungi, Basidiomycota, Agaricomycetes, Cantharellales, Hydnaceae. The transcript is spliced from 10 exons. The coding region runs from base 234 to 650 and encodes 138 amino acids.